This is a messenger RNA of Aspergillus terreus NIH2624, 1794 nucleotides long. RefSeq names its product Zn(II)2Cys6 transcription factor domain-containing protein. The record is from RefSeq and is a predicted model, not a curated record. The transcript is spliced from 5 exons. NCBI's taxonomy places the organism in Eukaryota, Fungi, Ascomycota, Eurotiomycetes, Eurotiales, Aspergillaceae. Gene Ontology annotation, molecular function: zinc ion binding; DNA-binding transcription factor activity, RNA polymerase II-specific. Gene Ontology annotation, biological process: regulation of DNA-templated transcription. Bases 1 to 1794 code for a protein of 597 amino acids.
AUGGGACUCGCCCUGAUCCUGAAAGUCGAGUCGUCAUUCUGCUCCCCUACGCCAAUAAACAGUCGCAUUAUUCGGUCCCAUUCCGCCACCAACACUAUUGUACAGGUACUUGCGCCCGGCUACCGCACCCCCGGACGAACGCCCAUCCUGUCGCAAAUCGUCAUGAUGAACAGCCAGCAGGACGCCCAGCAGAGGGACGAUCAGUCCGCCGCUGGACUGGCCGGGAAGCCCGGCACGCGAAAGAAAAUGCGACCCACAUAUUCAUGCCUAAGCUGCCACAAACGCAAAGUGAAGUGCGAUCGGGUGAAGCCUUGCGGCGCAUGUUGUCUGCGGGGAACCCCCUCGGAAUGCGAAUAUGGCACUAGCAAGAAAGACCGACACUAUAUCCAGCAGUCCGCCCUCAUCGAGCAGUUGAUGCGAUCAUGCGAGGAUCUGAAGCAGCAGCUGGCCGAAGCCCGCCGCCUGGCGAAUCUGCCUCCCAUCAAGGAUGAGGGGAGUCCGACGUCGCUGGCCCAUAUCAAAGCGGCUGAAGAUGUCGCUGAAGACGAGGAGAUGUGGCCGGACCAGAAGCACGCCAACCCGCAUGCUGCUUAUACCCAGGCGCUGGAGAAGAGUCCGAGCCCACCGUUCAGCCACACGUCGUCGCCGCCCGUUCAGGAGAAAAUCUUACUCACAGACCCUAACCUGGCGAAUUCGCUGAUGGAGUUGUUCGUGGAGCGCCUGGUCAGCAACUUCAGUCCCCGCGACCAGGCAAAAUACGGCGGGACGAUCGCGCUGCGAGAAGCGUCGGAGAUGCGAGUGCUGUCGCCCAUCUUGUGCACGGCGUUCGAGGCGGCCAGCUUGACGUUCGCCGGGCGGCGGGACGGCAAUCGAACGAUCGAGCUGGCGGGCCAUACACGGUACAGCCGGAUGCUGCGCCAGCUUCAGAACGCCCUGAAUGAUCCGCGGGCGAGCAAAUCCACCGAGGUUCUGGUCGUCGUGCUGUUAUCGACCAUCAUCGAGGUAGCCGCAUUUCCCCCUCUCGAGAAUCCUUCUAACCGUGCGGUCACGGCGGCCCUGGUUCACCGAAAACCGACCUUCCUCGCAUCCAAAGAAUGGCUGACGGUGCCGUGGCCCGCCGACGGCCCGCCCAAGGACAUCCUCCAGCGGCUGCUCGACAUCGCCGUCGACAUCCCCGCCUACCUUUCGCAGAUCGACAUCUUCCUGGCGCAGCUGCAGCGCGGCAGCACGGGCGCCUCGUCGCCGGCCGAGCUCGUGCCCCUGCAGACCACCAUCUGGGAACAAGCGUUGGAGCUGCAAACCCGGCUCCACAUGUGGAAAGCCAUGUACGCCGACACGUACGCCAAGGGCGCGCCGCGUGAGGAGAUCGACGAGCCUUCUGCGGACGGGUUCCCUGUCUUCCGGUGCCGCGACCCGAACACCCUGCAGGUGCUGCCGGCGCAGGUCCUGGUGUACCCGGACAUCCUGCUGGCGACGGCGAUGUGCUUCUACUGGGCGCUGGGGCUGGUGGUGUCGGCGACGGACGACGGGCUGACCAGCGUGCUGGGGCAGGCGGAGCGGUACCAGUAUGCGUGCAACAUCUGCCGCAGCGCCAAGUACCUGAUUCAGAACAUCCCCGGGUGUCUGGUGUCGCGGCUGAUGUUUAUGCUGCGCACGGCGUUUGACACAUUCAGCGAUGGGAUGAUCGAGAAGGAGUUUAUGACGGAGCUGUUCCUGUUUAUCGGGCGGAAGUUGGAGUUUCCCGUGUUUUCGAACCAGUGCACGUCGUCUAGUAUUCGGGAUGAGAACCGAUGA